CUCACAUUGUUUCAUUGUGCCUUGAUCAGAAUGUAAACAUAUUUUACCAAGUUGUGACAUUGAGCAAAGAAAAUAGAUCCCACUACACUGUAUCAUGUCGCCUCUGACGUUACCCUCUGACACCAUUUGAUGCUAUAUUCAUUGGCUCAAGGCACGGUGGUCAGAUGAGUAUGGCCAGGUACGCCAUUGAUAUAGUCGUGCCGGAGGAUGAUCAGCCCUUGGAGAUAAUGUCCGGCCGGCACAAGGGAAGCAACUUCAACGAGAACAACCCGCUGGGAAUAUCUGACCACUUGCGCUGCUUCGUCACGAUCUAUCUUCCUUGGCUGGUCGCCAUCACCCUGGGCCUCAACGUUUUCGGCAUCUGGGUCCUCAAGUCUAGUUUCCUCCGUGGUCUAGUCCUGCAGCCAAUGUUCAAACUGUAUCUCGAGCUUCACUGUCUGUUGAUGAUCACUGGACCUUUCUACGUCUGGAUGGGUCAAACCUUUCACCAGUUUAUCCAGCACGUUCAGGUGUAUCCAUGUUUUCUCCUCCUGUGGGCUCACAAUUUCGCCAUGAUUGCCACAUCCAGCAUGUUAGUGGCCAUGAUCAUCGAGAGGGCAAUCUCCAUUGGCAGACCGGAAAUCGUCUGGGACAUUUGGAGACGCGCCUGCCGUAACAUCAGCUACCUUCUCGUGCUGACCAGUCUGGUGUUCUCUGUGAGUGGAGUCUUGUGUGUGGACAUUGAGAGCUUGAUUCAAGGAGACACCCACUACCCGAUAUGUAUGCCUUGGUGGGACAAUGAACUGGGAGCAGAUGUCACAUGGUACAAGAUAGUCGCCAUGUCGUUCGCCACCUUGCCCUGUAUCGCCGUGGUGCUCUCCCUAAUACUGCUCCUGGCCAGGGAGCGGAGGUUCAAAGCAGCCAUGAGGAAAGGGGUGUCAGCCCUGAACCACUACAACGCCAUGUACGUGGAGAUCAAGGCCACCCUGCACUUCAAAUUCGUCCGCAGUUUCGUUUGGCUGAGCCUGGCCUUCCUGUUCGCCACGUCUCCCAUCGGCCUCUUCAUCGUCUUCGGUCCUUAUCUGCAGAUAACCUUUGACAAGAUCUACCCAGAGCCACUGCCUCAGAAGAUGAACGUCACUUGGGAGCUGGACGACGACCUUGAGAAUGACACCAAGACGAGCACAACGGCCGAGUCUCCAGUGGUCAGGACGUACUCGUCUAUUAGCCGGUCGGACGUGGAGACGUGUCUGUGGUUGGUCUACUACACCUACAGCCUGUGUGUGGUGCCGAUACUACUGAAGACUGAGGUUUUAUUUUGGCGAGAGUGGUGCGGCCGCGCAAGGAAGGUGUCCAACCUCAUCUAUUGUCGCAAAGUUCUUUCACCAAAAUGGCGGACCAUUUCCGGCCUGAAAGAAGAGCUGAGUCAAGGCCACCUAGUGGGGCCGUAUAUUCCAAGCGAAGACGCCCUGAACGAGCCGUCCACCAUACAGAAGGAGCUGCAAGUAGUGCAAGUGACCCGGAUGGAAGUUCCAGAAGCAGUGGUCAAAGAUGUCCAGACGAAGGCCACAUCGACAGUUUCCACACCGCAAAAGAUAAGGGCGAAGUCGUCAGACGAAGGUCGUAAAGUCAAGAAUUCAAGGGCGGCCCGGAAGAAAAAGUUGAAAAGGGCGAAGGACAGUCUGGAGAUUACGACUCAGGCAUCGAAGAAGAACAAUUUAAAGUCAGAGGAUACUAGUUCCAUAUGAUAGGCUUAGGGGGUUGGUAGCAGAAGCGAGAAACAGAGGAUACUAGAUUUAAUGCCAUUGAUGGGCAUGACGUCUAAAAAAUAGAAAGUAAGAAGAUAAUAGUUCCACAGGAUAAGCAAGUAUAAGCUAGAAGCAGAAUUUUACUCAAGAGAUACCGAAUAAUCGUAUCAUAGGAUAGUAGUAACGAUUAGAAUAUUCUUGUUCCGUAUAUUAAUUAUGGGGGAGCUAUUGAAACCAAUUUAUGUUUGAUCUUUGAGAUUGGCUAUAGAACUUUAUAUAAAUAUAUGUAUUAGCAUCCUAUGUGUUUGUUCGUUUUGCAUAUUCGUCUGAAAAAGCGCCUUGCCAUGACUUUAAUGUUACAGUGUAACUUGUGCAGCUCUGUUCCAGAGGAUUGCAUGUCUUUUCUUACGCCAAAUAUGACGUCAACUAAAAUGAAUGGAAAUUUUGAUGGUCACAAUAACGAAACGUUGAUUAAACUUGGUCGU
Molecule: messenger RNA, 2212 nt
Organism: Biomphalaria glabrata
Lineage: Eukaryota; Metazoa; Mollusca; Gastropoda; Planorbidae
Exons: 8
Coding region: 165-1727 (520 amino acids)
Source: RefSeq, a predicted model, not a curated record